This is a messenger RNA of Elaeis guineensis (African oil palm), 3211 nucleotides long. RefSeq names its product ribonuclease II, chloroplastic/mitochondrial. Gene Ontology annotation, cellular component: P-body. Gene Ontology annotation, molecular function: 3'-5'-RNA exonuclease activity; RNA binding. Lineage: Eukaryota; Viridiplantae; Streptophyta; Magnoliopsida; Arecales; Arecaceae. The record is from RefSeq and is a predicted model, not a curated record. Gene Ontology annotation, biological process: mRNA catabolic process.
AGCUCGAAAACGCUAUCAAACGCCGAGGUUUCUGGUCUCUCCGCGCCUAUAAACAGAAACGAGAACCCUAGCCCUCUUUCUUCCAUGAAACCCUGAAAAUCUUUUGCCGAUGAAAUCGCCCAUGGCGACGAGAGCCAUGAGCGGCUGCUCCCUCUUCCGCUCCUCCACCUGUUGUCCUCCCCUCUCCGCCUUCCUUUCCCGCCGUUACUUCCACCCUCGCCCUUCCACUCUCUGCGGAAGCCUUCGUUUGGGGCAUCCAACUCCAAGAUUUCGGUUGGAUGGCCUGGUCUUCCGGUGCGAUGCAAGUGGGCGGAGCCGCUUCGCCCACAGCCUCGUCGACUGCGUCAUGGAGGAGUUGGCAGAGAUUCGCGCCAGUAGGCGAAUUCGUGCAUCUAUCAAAAUGGGAUUACCCAGCAGUAAGGAGUUAUUUGAAGUGAAACUAGAAAAGCGAACCUUGCAGAAAGGACUGUUGCUCGAAUUUCGAAAAGAUUCCCAAAAAUUAUUGCUAGCAGUUGUGCAAAAACCUGAUGGGAAGAAAAAUUGGAUGGUGUAUGAUCAGAAUGGUACUCUAUCCUCUAUAAGGCCCCAGCAAGUUACAUAUGUGGUGCCUGGUAUCGAAGAUUUUGACCAUACAAAGAUUGCUGAUUUUGUUCAAAAUGCUCAGGAUCUCUUGGAUCCAUCAAUCUUGGAGUGUGCUUGGGUAGAGCUUUUGGAAAAUAACAAGUCAGUGACAGCUGAGGAACUAGCAGAGAUAAUAUACGGUAGCAGGGAUCCGCUUGAAAGCUACUGUGCCCAUCAUUUGUUGUCAAGAGAUGACAUAUAUUUUAACACGAUGGAGACAAAAGGAUUUUGUUCUGUUUAUGAGCCUCGACCUACUGUACAGGUGGAGGAACUUUUACACAGGAAGCUUGUCAAGGAAGUAUCUGAGAAGGAACUUGAAGAAUUUGUCCAGUUACUGAUAUCUGCAAAGGAAAUGCCUCCACGCUCUAAACCUUCUAAAAGUUCAUGGCUGAUAGAAGACAAGGUCAAAAGGAGGAUUGAGGCUCUUGAGGCAUAUGCUAUAGAUGCAUGCAGGAAUGAGGAACAAAAGAAAACAGCCGGAAAUAUACUCAAGGCAAUGGGACUAUCAAAAACAUCAUCUGCUGCAGUGAACCUCCUUAUAGAUAUUGGAUAUUUCCCUGUACAUGUCAGUCUUGAUCUCUUAAAGUUCAACAUCCACACUGACUAUAGCGAUGAAGUUUUAUCGGCUGCUGAAAAUCUUUUGAUGCUCUCUUCUGAUCCUGAUGAGAAUAACAGGAAAGAUCUAACCUUUUUGAAAGUCUAUGCAAUUGAUGUGGAGGCGGCUGACGAGCUUGAUGAUGCAUUAAGUGCAACUAGGCUGCCUGAUGGUCGGAUAAGAGUCUGGAUUCAUGUUGCUGAUCCUUCUUGCUUGGUUGAACCUCACAGCAUAGUCGACAGGGAAGCAAUGCGAAGAGGAACCUCGAUAUUUUUGCCUACUGCCACAUUUCCUAUGUUUCCGGAAAAGCUUGCUAUGGACGGUAUGAGUUUGCAACAAGGAAAACUUUGCAAAGCUGUCAGUGUAUCUGUCACGCUGCACGAAGAUGGCAGUAUUGCAGAAUACACCGUAGACAACUCAGUCAUUAGACCCACCUACAUGUUGACAUAUGAGAGUGCAUCUGAGUUGCUUCACUUGAACCUGGAGGAGGAGGCUGAAUUGAGGAUCCUAUCUGAGGCUGCUUCACUCCGAUCACAAUGGCGUCGCCACCAGGGUGCAAUAGACACAGCCAUGAUAGAACCACGCAUCAAGGUGACCAAUCCUGAUGAUCCUGAACCAUCUCUAAGUCUCUACGUCGAAGACCAAUCAGACCCUGCAAUGCGACUUGUCUCUGAAAUGAUGAUCCUCUGUGGGGAGGCUAUAGCCUCCUUUGGUUCCUGCAACAAUAUACCUUUGCCUUACAGAGGGCAACCCCAAUCAAAUAUUUCAGUUUCAGCUUUUGAUCAUCUUCCUGAAGGACCUGUCAGGAGUUCUGCUUAUGUUAGAAUAAUGCGUGCAGCAGAAAUGGAUUUUCGAAAUCCUAUACGCCAUGGAGUUCUGGGUGUUCCUGGUUAUGUACAGUUUACAUCUCCCAUACGCAGAUAUGUUGAUCUGCUAGCCCACUAUCAGGUGAAAGCUUUUCUUAGGGGAGAACCUAUACCAUUUUCAGCUGGUGAAUUGGAAGGAAUGGUGUGUAUUGUGAACAUGCAUGCUAGAGUAGCAAGGAGGCUCUACAGCAGCAGUCUAAGAUAUUGGUUGUUGGAGUAUUUGAGAAGACAGCCAAGGAAAAGAAAGUUCCAUGCAUUGAUCCUUCGGUUCAUCAAGGAUCGGAUGGCUGCCUUGCUUCUUACAGAGGUAGGGAUUCAAGCUUCUGCGAUAGUUUCAGUUGGAAAACAGGCUGGGGAUGAAAUAGUUGUUGUUGUUGAGGAAGCUCAUCCCCGUGAUGAUGUCCUCUCUAUUAAGGAAAUUUAAAGGAGUUUGGAGGGUCUUGUAGAUGAUGACAUUGCUGCAUUGUCCUUGAGCUUGCCCUGGUGUUAUCAUUGGAGGUUGAGAAAUUUGUGUAGUCCAUAAUGUUUUGCCCAACUGAUCCAGUUGAUGUGAAUGCUACUAACUUCAGUCAUGUCAAAUGAGCAAGAUAUCCAACAAGCACUUUGUGUGAAUCUUGCUCCAAACAAUGUCACUGAUGACUGUUCCAAAACUGAAGCUACACAGUUUAUAAGACUGCCACUUUUUCCGCCUUCAGAAUUUGCUGGAAGCUGCUGCCGAAGCUUUGGCAGUUUGGUGGUUGCGCUCCACUGACUUGAGCUCAUUUUCUGCAUCAGGGAAUAUACCAUCCUUUCAGUUUAAUUUGGUGGACAGCGACCGGUUACAGUAUCAUCUCUGAUGCAUGAUGUGCACCAGAAUGCUUGUGGAGCCACAUAUGAUAUGGGUGGGUGCAAAUUCUAUUGGUGACCUAUGACUGGCUUAAGAUGUUUUCUUCAACCAGUUGAAAGUAUGGACGGGAAAUGAAGAAACAUGUAUAUUACAUUUUUUGGUCAGUGAAAGUUCUGCCGUAUGUUUGUCCAUGUGUAUGUUCUAAGUUAUCAAAUUUCCACAGUUUUGGAUUGUUUUCUAAGCUGCAACUUGCAAUGUAAUCUGAGAUCAUUCAACUUUAUCAAUCUUUUUUUCUUUUGAUGA